AUGGCUGAUGUGCACUUGUGGAAAGAGGAAGAGAAUGGAAAAAUCAAGUCUAGUGCGAUUUGGAACGUUAUUCGGGAGAGAGGUCAAUUAGUGGGUUGGGCUUCACUUAUAUGGUCCUCUAAAGUUAUCCCGAGACACCGGUUUAUACUUUGUCUUGUCUUCCGGAGAAGGCUUAACACUUGUGAUCGUAUUCUUGUUUACAUGGAUAUCCCGGAUCCUAGUUGUGUGCUUUGUAGUGGGUCCUUGGAAACUAUUGAUCAUCUUUUUGGAGGCUGCCCAUUUGCUAGAUCCAUUUGGAAAUUAUUCUCCUCGGCUAUGGGUAUUGGGAGUUUUUCGGAGUCUUGGGAUGAGAUCAUUAUUACUGCCCACACCUUCGCUAAAGAGCAUCAGCUAACAUACACGAACUACAUCAAUUGGGUGAUUCGUGUACAGACUAUGAUGGAGGACCAAGGAGUAUGGGAGGCAGUCGAGUCAGUAGAAGGCACAGAGAUUGAUGUCCGACUUGAUAAGAAGGCGAGGUCACAUCUUCUACAAGCACUUCCGGAGGAUCUUUUAAUGCAGGUGGCAAAUAAGAAGACGGCGAAGGAAUUUUACAACCUCGAGACGUUAACAUUUGAGGAAGCUGUUGGAAGGCUGAAGGUCUUCGAGGAGCGUACGCGCAAGAAAAACACAAACUUUGGAGGAAACGAAGGACAAGUGCUACUCACUCAGGAGGAGUGGAAGGCACAGUUGAAAAAGGACAAGGAAGACUCGUUGAACCAGUGGAAAAAGGAUUCCAUAGAUAGUGGGAACCGUGGUCAAGGAGGUAGAACCUGA
Molecule: messenger RNA, 816 nt
Organism: Impatiens glandulifera
Lineage: Eukaryota; Viridiplantae; Streptophyta; Magnoliopsida; Ericales; Balsaminaceae
Exons: 4
Coding region: 1-816 (271 amino acids)
Source: RefSeq, a predicted model, not a curated record